Molecule: messenger RNA, 801 nt
Organism: Dichomitus squalens LYAD-421 SS1
Lineage: Eukaryota; Fungi; Basidiomycota; Agaricomycetes; Polyporales; Polyporaceae
Product: RmlC-like cupin
Exons: 3
Coding region: 1-801 (266 amino acids)
Source: RefSeq, a predicted model, not a curated record
AUGAAGGUCACUCCCCGCCCCAACACCGAGCGUGGCCAGCGUGACCUCGGUUGGCUCAAAGCUUUUCAUACCUUCAGCGCGCCAGGGUUCGACCGUCCAGACCACGAGCGCUGGGGUCCCCUGCGUGUCAUCAACGAGGAUCGCAUUGCGGAGGGGACAGGCUUCGGCUUGCACCGUCACCAAGACUUCGAGAUAUUUUCAUAUAUCGUCGGCGGCGAACUCGAGCACCGGGACACGAUGAACCAUAACGAAGUUCUCAAACGAGGCGACAUCCAGAUGACGUCGGCCGGGUCUGGCAUACAGCACUCGGAGCAUGCGCACGGCGCACACUCUGCGCACCUCCUGCAGAUCUGGGCAUUCCCCACCGCGACAGGAUUGGCCCCGAAGUACUUCACGCGCACUUUCUCCGACGCCGAGAAAGCAGACAAAUGGGUGUGCGUUGUCGCACCCGCCGGUGUAGAGGGCGUCGUGGAGGAGUUCAGUGCGAAGGGUCCUGCUCCUAUCCAUUCGCCGCUAACGCUCUUCGCAACGAUGAUCUCGGAAGGGCAGCAUGUUACUCACGCCUUCUUGAAAGGCACGGAGGGGAAGGAGAGAAAGGGAUACUUGCAGCUAUCGCAAAGAUCGGCGUACAAUACCGGUGCGGCAAGCGGCGCUCAUGUGCGUGUUCUCGGCGCAGAGCGUGGUCCGAUUGAGUUGAGGGAAGGGGAUGGGGCGUACGUUGUAGCUACUCCAGGGGAGGACAUAACGGUGGAAAACAUUGGGCAGGGUGUGGCAGAAGUAUUAUUAUUCGAUAUGGAAUGA